Messenger RNA from Galeopterus variegatus (Sunda flying lemur), 1182 nucleotides. Its product is annotated as chromosome unknown open reading frame, human C21orf58. Bases 4 to 774 code for a protein of 256 amino acids. The record is from RefSeq and is a predicted model, not a curated record. NCBI's taxonomy places the organism in Eukaryota, Metazoa, Chordata, Mammalia, Dermoptera, Cynocephalidae. The transcript is spliced from 7 exons.
ACGAUGCAGGGCUCAUCACUGGCAGACCAAAUGGCCCGAAUGACACUGAGACUCUUGGGACAGAAGCUGGAGCAAGAACAGAACAUGGAAAGGGACUCUGAGGGUCCCAACUUCCUGCUGGGAAACGAGGACAGGCCGGACAAUGCCCUGCAGAACGCUCUGAAGAGGAGGAAGGACCUUCUGCGGAGGCUCUGGGAACAACACCUCCUAGACGAGCUCUCCUACGGGGCAAGCAGAGGAACACGAGGGCCAGCUCUGCUGCCAGAGGUACCCCCCAUGGGCAUCUACCCUGCUGACUUCCUGGCCCCAGAGCCCCCGAGGAUCAUCCAGCACUCAGUCCCCCACCCUCCUGCCACCAUCAUUCAGCAGCUUCCUCAGCAGCCGCUCAUCACACAAAUUCCUCCUCCCCAGUCCUUCUUCACUCAAAGGUCAGGAAGCAUUAAGGAAGACCUGGUGGAGAUGCUGCUGCUGCAGAACGCCCAGAUGCACCAGAUUCUCGUGCAGAGCCUCAUGCUCGCCGCGCUGCCACCCGCGCUUAAGAAGCCUGGAGAGCUCCCGCCGCGUCCCAGAGGGUCGCAGGUCUCGGGCCACACGAGUGUAGACCCCAGGCCAGCCUCCCGGGGGGAAGCCGACUGCGGCCCAGCGGGACUGGCCCCGGCAGGAUCCGGCACAGGCCUGGCUGCCCAGUGUCCCCACCCGGGCUGGCUCUGGGGACAUGCCCCACUGCGACCCCAACCCUCAGCGUGUUGUCUACGAGCCAGACCAGGACGGUAACUACACCCAGGGACACUCCCGCCUUUCCUGUAGGAUGGCCGACGGCGUCCUGCCUACACUGGCCCCCGGCCUGUGAGCCCCUCUCUGUGUGAGCAGCAGGGUCUCCGGUCUUUGAUCGCCUUCUGUGCUCACAGCCGGGAACCAGGUAAACUAGGUAAACCCGGACUCGACCAUCCUGUGAAGUGCGAAGAUCUCAUCAGGAAAGAAUUUAGGAAAAUCAGGGCACAGGAACCACAAAGAAAAGACCAAUAGCUCUAGCCACACAAAAAUUUAGACAUUCCUAUGGGAAAAUACCGUUAACACAGUCAAGUACAGUAACUGGGGAGACCCGUUUACCACGUGUGGAAUGGGCUCCUCAAUUGAAAGCAGCUGUGAGGUGAUCCCUUUGGAGUUAAAAAAAAAAAAAAA